Echinops telfairi (small Madagascar hedgehog) is the source of this 1878-nucleotide messenger RNA. RefSeq names its product GRB2 associated binding protein 3 (gene GAB3). The record is from RefSeq and is a predicted model, not a curated record. Lineage: Eukaryota; Metazoa; Chordata; Mammalia; Afrosoricida; Tenrecidae. The transcript is spliced from 11 exons. The coding region runs from base 23 to 1627 and encodes 534 amino acids.
GUUCGUCCUCCGGCGAGGCCGCAUGAGUGGCAACCCUGACGUAUUAGAAUACUACCGGAACAAGCACUCAAGCAAGCCACUUCGCGUGAUCGACCUCAGCGAGUGUGCCGUCUGGAAGCAUGCCGGCCCGGGCUUCGUUCGGAAGGAAUUUCAGAACAAUUUUGUGUUCAUCGUCAAGACCGCUUCGCGUACAUUCUAUCUGGUGGCCAAGACUGAAGAAGAGAUGCAGGUCUGGGUGCAUAGCAUCAAUCAGGUGUGCAAUCUCUACAACUUGGAGGAUGGUGCAGCAGAGUCAGGGGAGCGUCUCUCCCGCCCGACCUCCUCCUUCCAGCCUUCUGCCAACUCCUUUCGGACCACGCAGGCGGCUAGGUCCUCCUUGCCCAAAGAGGACCCAAGUGCUAACACCUUAGCCGCCGAGAGACCCAGACGGGACUCCGACUUUCUCUUCCUUCCCGAUUAUCUGAUUCUGUCCAACUGUGAGACGGGAAGGCUGCACCGUACCAGUCUACCCACUCGCUGUGAUAGCUGGUCAAAUUCGGAUCGCUCGUUGGAACAGACUUCAUCUGAUGACGUGUUUGUGGACUGCCUGCCUUCACUACCCGCCACUAACUUGAUGGCCUCCGCGUGGCCUGGGAAUGGAGCUCAGGAGGUGCCUUCCAUGAAGCCCCAGGCUGCUCUGAUCUGGAACAGAGACAUCAAUGGGCCAUCUAGGGACCACUUGUGCUCAUCACCGUUGCUGGAAACUUCCUUAAACCCUGCUAUUCAGCCCAGCCAUCUCGUUGAACGGCGCCAGGAGCAGCUCCUCUGGACUGGGCACAGCCGCAUCAAGAACCCAGAAUGCUCCAUCGUUCCAAGAAGAAUCUCUCUCUCGGGUUUAGAUAACAUGAGAACCUGGAAAGCAGACGUAGAAGGCCAGCCCUUACGACACCGAGACAAGAGGCUUAGUUUAAAUUUGCCCUGUAGGUUCUCUGCGGUGAGCCCCACAGCUUUUCCAGCCAGUGCUGAAGAUAGCUACAUGCCCAUGGGCCCCGGCCCUGCUGCCGUGGGGCUUGGACCCCACGCCAGCCUGGAUGAGUACAUCCCGAUGAGCUCAGUGAACAUCUCAACCCCACUGCCUGAGCUACCAAUGGACCUGGAGCCUCCUCCGGUGAACCGAGAUCUCAAGCCUCAAAGGAAACCACGGCCACCUCCACUGGACCUGAGAAACCUCUCCACCAUCCGGGAGCAUGCAUCUCUAACCAGGACUCUCACUGUGCCUUGCAAUCGAACCAGCUUUCUCUCUCCAGAAAGAAAUGGUAUUCAUUCUGCAAGAUUUUUUGCCAAUCCUAUUUCCAGAGAGGUGGAAGAAAGCUACAUCCAAAUGCAGGAGCACAGAGAUGCCAACUCCCUGGGCAGUGGUGCUUUUGAUUGUACAAAUCCAUUCAGCCUGGACUAUUUAGCUCUGGACUUCAAUUCGCCGCCACCAGCCACUGGACAGAAGAAAAUUUUUGUUUCCGAAGAGCAAAGAGUAGACUACGUCCAAGUGGAUGAACGGAAGACACAAGCUCUGCAGAACACCAAGCAAGAGUGGACCGAUGAGAGGCAAUCAAAAGUGUCAAGAGCUAUUCGGUUCAUGAGGAGGAACUAAAGCGCCUCCAUCAAGCUUGCAAGCCCUGGAGCCCGAGUCCUCGGUGGGUUAAGCGGUGAUUGAAGAGUGAGGGGUCCUGAGGCACGGCACCCUGCUGAGCUAUAACAAUGACACCACAUGAUCCGUGGGAGGCAAGAUGCAAGUCACGUCACCGGUUUACCCCAUCUCUGCGCCCACAGCCACACCGAUUUGAAAAGUUUUCUUUGUACAAUUUUCAUUUUGGGCAUUAAUAAAGGUUUGAUCCAGAAGAA